Helianthus annuus (common sunflower) is the source of this 1734-nucleotide messenger RNA. RefSeq lists its product as uncharacterized. NCBI's taxonomy places the organism in Eukaryota, Viridiplantae, Streptophyta, Magnoliopsida, Asterales, Asteraceae. The coding region runs from base 97 to 1485 and encodes 462 amino acids. The record is from RefSeq and is a predicted model, not a curated record. The transcript is spliced from 3 exons.
UAAUAGUAAAUAACCCCUCCCCAAUCCCUCCCAUUUUAAACAUCCACCCAAUCUUCAUCUCUCUCAUUCCUUCUACUCAUUCACUCACAACUCAACAUGUCAAUAGCAUCCAGAGCUUCGUUUUCCGACGAUUCACGAAAGCUCAAACACAUACUCCCGAAAUCAUUGUUGCUCAGAGAUUACUUGCUAGACGAUAUGAGCUCGUGUUCUUCAAACGGCUUCAGAUCAUACCCUCGCCGCCAAUGUUGCACCACCGUUCGGUUCCUCAUAGAAACCGAUCUUAACAAAAACCAUAAAAUGUUUUCAAAACCGCACCGGACAUCCAACAUCAAACCUCCUAAACAAUCCUCCAUCCUGCAAAAAGCGUCCGAGGUUAUGAUCAAAGCUUUCAAGCGUUUGCCUUUCGUUGACGCCAGAGUGUCAACCAAGGCAAAGCUUUUGCCGAGGAGUUUAUCUCGGAAGCUACUGAAACGAGGGUUCUGGAACAAAACGGAUCAGCCCAAUAACAAGACCAAACGGUUAACGACGUUCGCCGAUUUGAUUAAACAGGAUGAUGUUGUUACUCCGUUACCAUUACCGUCACCGUUACGGUUGUCAACCGCUGUGACGGUGGAGAUUAGGAGCUUAACGAGUAACAAUGACAGCUGGUCCGCUACAACUGAAAGCUUAACUACUACAGUUAAUAGUUCAGAGGUUAAUUUAGCUCAAAACGACGUCGCAGAUGAAUUACACGAGAAGAUGAAGAGGACAGACGGAAACAGAGUAGGUGUAACCACCGUAACCGCCACCGUUAACAACUAUUCUGAUGCCACUGAAAAUGCAAAGAAGUGGCAAGACAACCAAGAUGAGCAAUUUAGUCCGGUUUCUGUGAUGGAUUUUCCAAGCGACAGUGAUGUUGACGAGGAAGAUGAAGUUUCUUCGACGUCCCCACACAAACAUCUCAAUGUCAAAGGAGCAAAAAUAUCCACACACAAGACUCGAAUAUCUGAUAGGGUUCCUCAACUCGAGCCAGUCAAACUAGAGGACCGAAUAGCCCAGUCAGUUCUUGAAUCUUCAACUACAACAUUCCAUGACGUUGUCCAAGAAGAGAACCAAGUCGAAAAGAAAGCAACGGCGUUACUUCAUCUAUUGAAAUCAACGGUUUCUUCUCAUCAUUUGUUGAAGUAUGAAGCCGUGGAGUGCCUUUUAUUAGAGUUUUUAAAAGAAAGCACGCUAGAAGAAAAUGUGUCGGAUUAUGAAGUGUUACAAAGAGCAAAAGAUUGGAUGGAUGGACAAGAAGAACAAGAUAUAUUUAUAGAUUGGGAGUGUGAAAACAAUAGGAAAACAUACCUAAGAGAAAUGGAGAAGGGGGUGAAAUGGUCAAACUAUGAUCAUCAAGUGGAGAAAGUCAACGUUGGUUUGGAAGUGGAGUGUGAGAUAUUUAAUUCAUUGGUCAACGAUGUGUUGACAGAUUUUCAUUUGCAAGAAUUUGAUCAUGAGGAUUGAAACUUUUAGAUAAGAAAGUUUUAUUGGUAGAAUCGUAGUGCGAAAAUUGAGAAGUGAGACCAAUAGAGAAAGUAAGAAAACAAGAUGUUGUGAAACUGGGCUUAGGCCCAUAUUUUGAGAAAUGGGUUUCUAAACUAUGUAAUUGGGCCUGCCUUCUUAUAGAAGUUCAAUUUGUGUUUCCAAAUGCCGACAAACUUUAGCCCAUUGUCCAUAGCUUUCUUGUUCAUGCAGCUUACUUGUUUUGCUUCU